Plectropomus leopardus (leopard coralgrouper) is the source of this 2060-nucleotide messenger RNA. Its product is annotated as zinc finger protein 385A-like. NCBI's taxonomy places the organism in Eukaryota, Metazoa, Chordata, Actinopteri, Perciformes, Serranidae. Gene Ontology annotation, molecular function: nucleic acid binding; zinc ion binding. Gene Ontology annotation, cellular component: nucleus. The record is from RefSeq and is a predicted model, not a curated record.
GGCUGCUGCUGCUGCUGCUGCUGUGCUCCUCCUCUGGCAACAGCUGGCAGAGCAAGAGACACGAGUCGAGAUCUGAAGGAGAAGCAUCUCAUGUGGACGAGGGGAGCGGAAGAGACAGCGUAGGGAUGCAAAGUGAAGGUUGUGAUGUUGGAAUCUCUUUUUUUUUUUGUCUCACGUUGAGUUUUGAGAGCCAGAGAGGGGGACGCUUACGGUCUGAGUUGCGUCAGUAGCUGAUUGAGAGAGAACAGAGUCGCUCAAGAAGAUAACGUGGGAAAGAGAAGUUGACAGUGGACGUGUACAGGAUGAUCUUGGGAAGUGUAAACCGACCGGGGCCGGUCCCUGCCUUCCUCAGGAGCCCGUCUGUCAUCCCACCCCCACUGGACAUGAAGCCCUUCCUCCAGUUCCCCAUGGAGUCGCCUCACCCGGCCACCAUCGGCCUCUUCCACAACUUUAACACGAUGGACCCUGUCCAGAAGGCUGUGAUGACACACACCUUUGGACCGCCUAUGGUGAAAACAAAGCGCCCAAUCAUCUCCUGUAACGUCUGUCAAAUACGCUUCAACUCCGAGAGCCAGGCAGAGGCCCACUACAAGGGGAACCGCCAUGCUCGGAGGGUGAAGGGGAUCGAGACAUCCAAAACAGCUCGUCUCCAAGAUGGCGACAAGCAGCACCCUCCCCCUACUGGUUCACCCUCCCCAUCAGGCCCCUCGCCAUCUAGCCCUGAGCCUGAUCCUAAUAAGCACGAUGACACCCAAUCCUGUUCCAACUCUAACAAGUCACCUUUGACCCCCAGCCGCCUUCCAACACCCACACUGAGCUCUGCAGACGCAGAAUGUCCCCUCUUGCCUUCUGUCAGCACACCUAUGCCACCCUCUCCCUCCCCCUCGGUGGCUCUCAGUACCCCCCCUGCAGAUCCAGCAGCCGCUGGUCUUCCUGACACCCCGUCACCAGCACCCAGCCCUUCUUCAGGAGAGUCAGAGGAAGAGAAAGCCAAGAAGCUUCUCUACUGUUCCCUGUGCAAAGUAGCUGUUAAUUCCCUGUCACAACUGGAGGCACAUAACAAAGGUACCAAACACAAAACCAUUCUGGAGGCUCGGAGUGGACUGGGACCCAUUAAAGCGUACCCACGUCUGGGUCCUAAACCCAGCCCUGAGCAGGGAGGGGAGCUGUCUUCUGACCCCAACACUCAGGAACGCACCUUCCACUGUGAGAUCUGCAAUGUCAGAGUCAACUCAGAGCUGCAGCUUAAACAGCAUAUAUCCAGCCGGAGGCAUCGGGAUGGAGUUGCAGGAAAACCCAACCCUCUUCUCAGUCGGCACAAGAAACGCACAGACUUUAUGGAACUUCCAAAAACUCUGGGGGCCGGACUUUUACCAAAUCCUCUGGCUGUUGCUGCAGCAAUGGCAGCCGCAGCCUCCUCCAAUCAACUGGCGCUACGUCCUCCUUGUCCGACCUCCCACCCUCAUCCUCAUCACCACCUCCUACAGGGAACACCCCUCAGCCUGCUGAGGCCCGCCCCAGGUCCCAUCCGCACCACGCAUGGGCCAAUUCUUUUCACUCCUUACUGAGGGUGAGAGAAUGAGGAUGUAUCAGGAAGAAGCACACUGUGAAGUGGAGGUCUGCAACCAUGUGCCAUCAAGAGCCAGUUGGUGUGGCUCCAGCUGCUGUUUCAUUAAAAUAAAAACAGUGAACAUAAAUAUGACUCUUCAUGGUGCAUAGUGAUGUUGCAGACCACUGCUGUUAUGUUAACAGGGAGAACCAGAGAUAACUGACACAUCUCAGACACUUCAGAGACUGUAUGUUUCCCUCCUCCCCGGUUUCCCCUCAUCACUCGACUAUCUGGCAAUCACCAAGUACACUCUGCAGAUAGUUUGAAGAGGAUCUUAAAAACAAGUUUCAAUCAAGCAUGGACGCCUUUGAGCAUCUUCCAAUCUGCAACCGACUGAUUAUCUUCAUCUAACUUAUGAUCCACUGUAUCUGACUCAAAACCCUACCUCUCUUACGUCUUUAAUGUUCAUCUUUGCAAGGAUUCAUUACAUAUCUAAAGCAUCAAUGUUAUC